AUGGGUAUUAUAUCUAGUAAAGAUACAAGACGUAUAAGUUUUGAUAAUACAUUUGCUAUGACUCCUGCUCUUAUUCCAAAAUCUUUUGAAGAUGCUGAAGAUAUUUUGGUAAUUGACGAUUUUGAGAAGAACUCACCAUCCGAUUUAAAUUACAAAGAUCCCAGCAGUCGCUUGAUUGACUUACGAGAUGAGGAUUUUGAUUAUUGGACUCAAAGAAUAGAAUCUCUCAAGAAUGAUCAUCAAGAAAUAAGUCACAUUAUUGAGCAGGAGUAUCAAAAGACUAUCGAUAAUACUUACAAACUAAUCCAUCCACCAAAAAUAACACAAGAAAAAAUACAGAAGAUCAAACCCUGUUUCGAUUGGCAAGCUAAGAUAUUACAGUGUUAUGAAGAUAAUCCUCGGCAACCACUAAUGUGUUCAGCUGUAGUACAAGCUUUCACUAUAUGUGUAUCAUCGUGUCAACUUGAAGAUUAA
Messenger RNA from Bicyclus anynana (squinting bush brown), 474 nucleotides. Its product is annotated as MICOS complex subunit MIC25-like. The transcript has 3 exons. Gene Ontology annotation, biological process: inner mitochondrial membrane organization. Gene Ontology annotation, cellular component: MICOS complex. Bases 1 to 474 code for a protein of 157 amino acids. The record is from RefSeq and is a predicted model, not a curated record. Lineage: Eukaryota; Metazoa; Arthropoda; Insecta; Lepidoptera; Nymphalidae.